Molecule: messenger RNA, 612 nt
Organism: Penicillium maclennaniae
Lineage: Eukaryota; Fungi; Ascomycota; Eurotiomycetes; Eurotiales; Aspergillaceae
Exons: 2
Coding region: 1-612 (203 amino acids)
Biological process (GO): transmembrane transport
Molecular function (GO): transmembrane transporter activity
Source: RefSeq, a predicted model, not a curated record
AUGGCAUCUUCAGCCGUCCUGGCGCACCAUUUGGAUCUUGUCCACCCCGAGCCCGCUUUUACGGCGGAUUCCGUUCCUGUGGAUGCAUCGGCGCGAUGUUCGGUGUUCGUAUCAACGAUCGGUAAUUCGAGGUACGGUGUUUAUGACGGUACGGUGUUUAUGACGGUGGCUGGAAGGUACAUUGGUUUUUGCAGAGUCACAGCUGACCUCAAAUCCAUUCCAGCGCGGUUUAUCCCGUAUUUUUUCCAUAUUUCCUCUGUGUGCGAGAACAUCGGCCACCCCAUUUCUUGGGUUGGCGUCAGCUUUUGGAUCACCAGUAACAGCAUCCAGCUGAUCAAGGGCCGGCUAUCUGAUAUCUUAGGCAGGAAAACAUGUCUUAUCUUUGCCAUGGUCAUCAUGGCCCUAGGGAACAUUGCUUUGGGGCUCUCACGCACGAAGGGUGAGUUACUUACGGCGCAGGCCUUUAGCGGAAUUGGAGCUGGAGCGAUCAAUGCUCUCAUUCAGAUUGCCGUACCAGACUACACUUCUCUAGAACAGAUGGGUUCUCAGUUUGGCAUCAUUGGCAUUGGGGAAUGGACUGGGCCCGCUGGCGAUGGAUAUUCUGGUUUAUAG